Peronospora farinosa is the source of this 573-nucleotide messenger RNA. The record is from the annotation of a GenBank genome assembly. Lineage: Eukaryota; Oomycota; Peronosporomycetes; Peronosporales; Peronosporaceae.
AUGGGCAACAUCGUUUCAUAUUCGCUCGAAUCUCUCUACGGCAGCUUGACCUCAUACUUUGGCAAUCGUGAGAGUCGCAUCAUGAUCAUCGGUCUUGAUGGUGCAGGCAAGACGACAUUCCUCUACAAGAUCAAAGUGGGUAAAACCGUGACUACGAUCCCUACCAUCGGUUUUAAUCUUGAGAGCUUUAAUUAUAAGAACAUUAAAUUUACCGCUUGGGAUAUCGGUGGACAAGAGAAGAUCCGCUCUCUCUGGAUGCAUUAUCUCUACAAUAACGAUGCCAUUAUCUUUGUAGUCGAUGCAGCUGACAUUGAACGUAUUGACGAGGCAAAAGAGGCUUUGCAUCUUAUCUUUGAAUCGGAAGAGCUCGCUACUACGAAGCUACUAGUAUACGCGAAUAAACAGGAUCAACCUAACGCCUUGUCGGCAAAUGAGCUCCGAGAAAGAUUGGAGUUGCAGGACGUGACCAAGAAUCCCACCUACGUGCAGCCCUGCAUUGCAAAUACUGGAGAGGGACUGUAUGAAGGCCUCGAUUGGUUGAGUAAGGCAGUUAUAGGGGAGAUCUCAGUGUAG